AUGGUUUUCAGCAAAUGGGUUUUUCUGAUUGUCAUCCUUCAUUUGUUUGAGACAAUACCCAGUACUGUCUCAAGUUCUUCUUUGAAGGCCAAAGAGCUAGCUGAUAUAUCUGUGAAUUGUCUGAAGCAUGCCAAAACACCAGAGUUUAUGGAUUGGAUGGUAGGUAUCAGGAGGAAAAUACAUGAGAAUCCAGAACUUGGGUAUGAAGAAUUUGAGACCAGUAAGCUUAUCAGAGGCGAGCUCGAUAAGAUGGGCAUCCCUUACAAACACCCAUUUGCAGGUACAGGCGUCAUCGGCUAUGUCGGCACCGGUAGACCACCGUUCGUAGGGCUAAGAGCAGAUAUGGACGCUCUUCCUGUCCAGGAACUUGUGGAGUGGGAGCAUAAGAGUAAAGUCCCUGGGAAGAUGCAUGCUUGUGGGCAUGAUGGUCAUGUCGCCAUGCUUCUGGGCUCGGCUAAAAUCCUUCAAGAGUAUCGCGAUAAUUUGCAGGGAACUGUAGCUCUUCUUUUCCAACCAGCUGAGGAAGGUGGUGGUGGAGCAAGGAAAAUGAUUGAGGAUGGAGCAUUGGAGAACAUUGUUGCCAUCUUUAGUCUCCAUGUAUCCACUGAAUUGCCCGUUGGUUCAGUGGCUUCUAGGCCUGGCCUUAUAAGGGCUGGAAGUGGCUUCUUUGAGGCUGUCAUAAGUGGGAAAGGGGGUCAUGCAGCCAUGCCUCACCAUACAAUUGACCCAAUUUUAGCUGCCUCCGAUGUUGUUGUUAGCUUGCAGCAUCUCGUUUCCCGUGAAACUGAUCCUCUAGAUUCACAAGUAGUUUCAGUUGCAAAGUUUAAAGGAGGUAGUGCAUUCAAUGUUAUUCCAGAUGCUGUAACAAUUGGUGGCACAUUCCGUGCUCUGUCAAAUGAAAGGUUUAUGCAACUCGAGCAAAGAAUUGAGGAGGUUAUCACGAAAGGAGCUGAAGUACAUAGGUGUAGUGCAAAGGUUGAUUUCCUUGAAGACAAGAAGUCCUUCUACCCAGUGACAGUAAACAACGAAGAGUUGCAUGAGCACUUCCGGAAUGUGGCAGGAGAUAUGAUCGGUGUGGAGAAGGUGAAAGUGAUGAAACCGACGAUGGGAGCAGAGGAUUUUGCCUUCUUCGCUGAGGUGAUACCUGGGUGCAACUACUUCCUUGGAAUGAAAGAUGAAACCAAAGGACCUCUUGCAUCUAAUCACAACCCUAACUUCAUACUCAAUGAAGAUUCCCUUCCUUAUGGUGCUGCACUACACGCAACUUUGACCAUAAGGUACCUUCUUCAGUUCCAACAACCCAAGUAUCUGUUGGAAGACGGAAAGGUCCGUGAUGAAUUAUGAUGAUGAGGUGAUUCACUCCUUUUUGGAGCUUGACGUGGGCAGCUUUUAAGUGUUGAUCGACUUUAUGAGAUC
Messenger RNA from Macadamia integrifolia, 1416 nucleotides. Its product is annotated as IAA-amino acid hydrolase ILR1-like 4. Lineage: Eukaryota; Viridiplantae; Streptophyta; Magnoliopsida; Proteales; Proteaceae. Bases 1 to 1344 code for a protein of 447 amino acids. Gene Ontology annotation, molecular function: IAA-Ala conjugate hydrolase activity. The record is from RefSeq and is a predicted model, not a curated record. Gene Ontology annotation, biological process: auxin metabolic process. Gene Ontology annotation, cellular component: endoplasmic reticulum. The transcript has 5 exons.